AUGGCGGACGGUGGGGACGAUACUCCCACACUUUCGGUCAUCCCCUACGACAAUAACCGCGAUGUAGUGCUCCGUCACGCACAUGCUAUUGUAUACCGGGACCCGCAGACGAACCAGCUGGUACCAUUUCACCACCAUCAAGAUGUCGGUCGGCCGUCAUCUGACUGUCCAACGUGUGGCCGGCCGUGGCAUCCUCAAGGAGGCUCCUCAUCACAGGAGUCGGGGGGGAGUCCAAUGGAAGAUCAGCCGAGUUUCAUCACUCACGAUUAUUUUGAGAUGUUGGCUCGAAGUCUUCCUGGUUCCAACGACACAUCGGGCUCUCCACCUCCACGACGCCGCAUCGUGCAGCCUGUUCGUUCUCGACUUCAUUCGCCAUCUACAGCUUCCAGUCGGCCUCCGAAUGCUGAAUUUGUCGCCAGUACUCCUGCUCCUCCCACCCAAGCUCAUGGCAUCUCCGAGACCGCUUUUUCGCCACACUACUUUGAGAAAUUCUUCGUCGAGGAGAGAGAGCUGGGACGAGGCGGACGAGGCGUGGUCCUCUUGGUCAAACACGUCUUGGAUGGCGUCACCCUGGGCCACUUUGCUUGUAAACGUGUUCCCAUCGGGGAUGACCACGCGUGGCUAGAGAAAGUGCUUGUCGAGGUGCAGCUCUUGCAAGGUUUGUCGCAUCAGAACCUGGUCUCCUAUCGGCAUGUCUGGCUGGAAGACUAUCAGAUCAGCACAUUCGGACCCAGUGUUCCGUGCGCAUUCAUUCUCCAGCAAUAUUGCAACGGCGGUGAUAUGCACAAUUACGUCCUCGGAUCAGCCCAGGCGUCCACAACCACCCAAGAGCUCAAAGAACGUAUCCGUCGGCGUUCCAGAGGGGAAUCGGAACUGCCCCGACGACCCAAGGAACCCAAAAAGCUUUCCUUCGAUGAAAUCUACAAUUUCUUCCGAGAUAUCACUUCAGGCUUGCGAUUCCUCCACCACAACAAUUUCAUCCAUCGAGAUCUGAAACCGAGGAACUGCCUCUUGCACACCGUGGGCGGCGAGACGAGAGUCCUCGUCAGUGAUUUCGGUGAAGUUCAAUACGAAUACGCCAUCCGCAAAUCCACUGGUGCAACGGGAACCAUUUCGUACUGUGCCCCCGAAGUCCUUCGACGAAUCUCUCCCGGCGGACCGUUUGAAAAUUUUACAUCCAAGUCGGACAUCUUCUCCUUAGGCAUGAUCCUUCAUUUCCUCUGUUUCGCAAAUCUUCCCUACAGAUACGCCGAUGUUCUCCACGAGGAACGCGAAGACAUCGAUGAGCUGAGAGCGGAGAUCAUGGGCUGGGAAGGCUUUGACGACCAGCGGAAACAACGACCCGAAUUACCAGCGGCCCUCUACGCGUUCCUCAAACGUCUUCUCUCCCUCAACCCGGAGCAACGACCGAGUGCCGACGACGUUCUCCAGGUCGUCUCGUCCGGUCGACUGGACGACAUUCCCGCUGCGAGAAGGCGGAAUUCCAUCGACCCGGAAGAACUAACGCCGGGCCGACGGAUUCAGAAGCUCGACUCCCCUCAGAAAGGCAACUCUCCUCAACGCGGCAUGGGCCUAGAAAUGGGUCCCAAGUCCACACGCUCGCACUUCCGCGGACCGAGGUCCGGCUCGACAGAGCGACACAGCAAAACCGACGCUGGAUCCAUGGACCACGGCUACUCGAGCGGCAGCGAACGGGACCGAAACCGGGCGUCACGAACGGCCGAUUCCUCAUCUUCAUCUAGGUCACACGCCUAUCCAAGUCUGAAGACGGAUAACACAAUCAUCCUGCGCUCCAAUCACGCCUCAUCCUCACUCCCAGGCUCACCUUUGCAGAAAUCCCCCGUGGCCUCCUCACCCGUGAGGCCACAACAAUUGCUCAUCGAGUCUGCGCAACCGCAGCAGAACACUCAAGGGUUCAUGUUAGUGUUCGCCGAACAAUUCCGCUCUGCCCUCACGGUGCCGGUGACCUCAAGCUCCACCCGCGUCGCGAUUCUCGCCAUCAAACUCAUCAGCACGCUCCAACCGUGUCUCGCCACCGGCAUGAACGCCCUCGUUGUCUACCCCAUCCUCUUUCUCGCGCUCCUGGAAUUCUCAAUCCCCGAAGUGCAUGUGUGGAAAGCUGCAGGGGCGAUGGUAGCACAUUUUGCUCUCCUGGCCCUGGCGUUUAGGGCCGAGGUGCUCUGUCGGAGCACUCAUAGCUGGAUGGCGUGGGAUAACUGA
Rhinocladiella mackenziei CBS 650.93 is the source of this 2220-nucleotide messenger RNA. RefSeq lists its product as uncharacterized. Gene Ontology annotation, molecular function: ATP binding; protein kinase activity. The record is from RefSeq and is a predicted model, not a curated record. NCBI's taxonomy places the organism in Eukaryota, Fungi, Ascomycota, Eurotiomycetes, Chaetothyriales, Herpotrichiellaceae. Gene Ontology annotation, biological process: protein phosphorylation. The transcript has 2 exons. Bases 1 to 2220 code for a protein of 739 amino acids.